AUGCCUCUCCGCAACUCCGUUGCUCUCGCUCUCACACUCCUCGGCGCCGUCGUCUCUGCCCGCGACGUCCCCGGUAACAUCCAGAGCUUCCUCGACAACAUCCGCGCUCAGAAGCAGUGCAAGAACGUCUUGGCUGGGGGCUUUCACAGCUCUAAUGGUGACUCUGGGGACUUUGAGUACUGCGGCGACCACUUGAAAGACUUCAACGUCAUCUACCUCCAGGGCCGCAACGGCCAGCUCGUCAACCUGGACAUUGACUGCGACGGCGUCCAGCGCGGCCCCGCCGACGACGGCCGCUGCGGCAGCUCCAGCGACACCCAGUCCCAGUCAUCCUUUAGGGACGAGCUCCAGGGUUACGGCGCCGGCCAAAAGGAUCUCAACGCACAUGUCCAUCCUUACGUCGUCUUCGGCAACAACGGCGAGAGGCCUGGCUGGCGCAAAUUUGACCCUACAAAGUACGGCGUCGAGCCGCUCAGUGUCAUGGCCGUUGUGUGUGAUAACAAGCUCGUAUACGGCAUUUGGGGCGAUACCAAUGGCGACGACGCCGAGGAGGCCAUGGUUGGCGAAGCCUCCAUCUCCCUCGCCACCGCUUGCUUCGGCAAGGGGGUCAACGGCAACGCAGGACACGACGAAAACGACGUCCUCUACAUUGCCUUCCCCGGGAAGGAUGCCGUCCCGGGAGCCAAGGGCGCCAAGUGGAACGCCAAGAGCUACCAGGAGUUCGACGGCAGCAUAUCUCGCCUCGGCGACCAGCUCAUUCAGCGUAUCGACAGCAAAGCCGGUAGUAGAGGCGGCGGAAGAGAGGGGAGGGGAGGAAGAGAUAGUGAUGGAGGUGGUGAUGGUGACAGCGACAGCACCACCAAUCCUGCCUUUCCUCCCAAUGGCAAUGGCAAUCCGUCGUCUCCUACCCCUGACAAGAACUCCUCUGCUUCUCCUCCUUCUCGCAACGACAAUCCUUCGUUUCUUCCUAUUGGCAAGGAAGACUCUGCCUCUCCUUCAGCCAGCAAUGGCUGCUCUCGGAAGGGCCGCUGCAAAGGGGCUUCCUGCAAGUCGUACAAAGACUGCUCCGACGAGCUCGUCUGCGAGAGCGGAAAGCGCACCGGAUAG
Hirsutella rhossiliensis is the source of this 1107-nucleotide messenger RNA. RefSeq names its product fungal chitosanase of glycosyl hydrolase group 75 domain-containing protein. The transcript has 4 exons. Lineage: Eukaryota; Fungi; Ascomycota; Sordariomycetes; Hypocreales; Ophiocordycipitaceae. Gene Ontology annotation, molecular function: chitosanase activity. Bases 1 to 1107 code for a protein of 368 amino acids. The record is from RefSeq and is a predicted model, not a curated record.